This is a messenger RNA of Poeciliopsis prolifica (blackstripe livebearer), 1494 nucleotides long. RefSeq names its product mitochondrial pyruvate carrier 2b (gene mpc2b). Gene Ontology annotation, biological process: pyruvate import into mitochondria. Lineage: Eukaryota; Metazoa; Chordata; Actinopteri; Cyprinodontiformes; Poeciliidae. The record is from RefSeq and is a predicted model, not a curated record. The transcript has 5 exons. Gene Ontology annotation, cellular component: mitochondrial inner membrane. The coding region runs from base 261 to 632 and encodes 123 amino acids. Gene Ontology annotation, molecular function: pyruvate transmembrane transporter activity.
GCGGAAGGUUGCGUCGAACAGAAAGUCACCUCUUCUUGUCCGUCAGGGAGGAAGCUACUGGCAGCUAACAGCAACGGCUUCUGCCGGGGAAAGGUCGACAGUAGGACAGUAGCAUCCUCCUCUAACCUUAAACAUCACAGAACCCUAUUUAAACCGCAUUAAACAACGUCUAGCAACAGUUCUGCCGCUGUUAAACGCAGUUAAACAGCAAGCUAACAGUUUAUAGGAAGCUAGCUUCUGCGGUUGGAGUCACCCGGAUCAUGGCUGCGCUCAGAGCGUCCUACCACAGGAUUCUGGACGGGAUCGAGCACAUCCUGCCCGCCAAACUGAGACCUCUCUACAACCACCCGGCAGGUCCAAAAACAGUUUUUUUCUGGGCCCCGAUGUUUAAAUGGGGCCUGGUCUUAGCUGGUUUGGCUGAUAUGACCCGACCAGCAGAGAAACUCAGCACCUCCCAGUCUGCAGUGCUGACAGCCACAGGGCUCAUCUGGUCCAGAUAUUCAUUGGUCAUUAUCCCAAAGAACUGGAACCUUUUUGCUGUGAAUUUCUUCGUGGGCGGCGCAGGAGCGUCCCAGCUCUACCGGAUCUGGAGCUACAAGCAGGAGCUGAAGGCUACUGAAGCCGAGUCAUGAGGAAGUUCUCACUGCGAUGCUGCUGACACAGAGGGAGACUUUUAUAUCAUCUCUGCACCAUCCUGCGCUGUUCCCAUAACAUCCAUGCCAUAACUACAUUUUACCACAUUAAGCCUGUUGUCCCUGAAGGAAAUAUGCUUUUCCCCAAGUUUCAAGUUUCCUCAGGGUGUUUAUAAAAAGAUAAGAUUUUUUUCUUCUUUUUAACUCGUCAAUAUCGUGGUCAUCAACGCACAAGUACCGCUUGUUCACCAAGUUUUAUGAUUGUACAGUGUCUGAUUUCACACGUCAUGCUUUUGUAUCCUGUGCACUAGUCGGGGAAAUUUUGCGUCAUUUGUAGCAAUCGGUACCUCAAGCAAAUUUCCCAAAAUGUUGGAUCUGUGCUGAAUGUCACCAUAAAUUUAAGGAUUUAUCUUUUCAUUCACAUAUUUAGAAUUUUAUUGGUGUCUGUUCCUCAGCAGCCAUUAAACCUUUGAUUUCAAUGGAAAGGAUUCCUUCCAUUUUGAUAAUCCAUUCAAGAACAAACCCUCAUUUGUAUUUUUAUUGUGACAGAAGUGUGUGAGAAGUUAUUCGAGAUGUGCGAGAAGUUAUUCGAGAUGAGCGUGCAGCUUUGCGAGUCAACGAGCAAACACUGGUGCAGAUAACAGCUUUUUUUCAGACUUCCUUGUAAAAUACUUGAUCUAAGAAAAUGUUUUUUUUUUCUCCAAAAAAAUUGACAGAAUCAAACUGUAUUUAUGCAGUAACUCCCUAAUUUAGCAAUAAUUUGUGUAAUUAAUCUGCCGACUGUGCAGGCAUUUAAGGGAUGGUCAUUAAAUGUAAAAAGUAUGUUGGGAAUUGCUGUGUAUUAAUAAAUCAGACUAAUACA